Molecule: messenger RNA, 1537 nt
Organism: Anopheles coluzzii
Lineage: Eukaryota; Metazoa; Arthropoda; Insecta; Diptera; Culicidae
Product: tachykinins-like
Exons: 9
Coding region: 377-1183 (268 amino acids)
Source: RefSeq, a predicted model, not a curated record
UCUGAAUCAUUCAAACGGUUGGUGUCGUUAGCGGAGAAAGAGACAGUGCCACAGCGCGUUCAUAAGCACGUGUUUUGUGCUGGGUGGGUGUGCUGAGUUGUGUUUGAAUUUCACCCAUCACCGGAAAAAGGAAGCGAAUAGAAGGAAAAACCGUUAAAAGUGCUGCAUGCAUUGCACCUUACCCGUGCCGUGCACCAGACCAGCGUCCUAUGUUAAUAUUUAGUACGUCGGGGUAGGAUUUGAGUUGUAUUUUUCCGCCUUUUCGGGUACUGUAUCGUUCCUUUUCGACCGGACCUGAUCGAGCUUUCACCAGGCACCAGGCGUUCUCUCUUUAUUCUACCAUCACAGGAACCCCAACCAACCAACAGCACUAGCAAUGAGCCGACCCUUUGUACUGCUGGUCCUCGCGUGCCUAACCAAUGUGUGCGUUUCGGAGGUUCCCGGCGAUGGUAUGCCCCGACCGAGCACCGACGAUGAUGAUAGGCCCAAUUACAUGGCAUUCAACGAAAACGCAUUCAACGAUAACGACCUUUCACCAUCGCCCACUCCCUCGCCCAGUGACGCGUCCCGGCUGAUGGGGGACGGUGCCACGGGUCACGGUGCUGGGGAUGGAUUAGCACGUGGUCUGUACGGCUGGAGUGGAGCUAUGCCUCGAUGGCGGCUCAGUCCGGAGCUGCUCGAUGGUUUGAGGGCGGCGCUCGAGGUGGAAAACGACCUGUUUAUGCCGCACAAUGAGCAGAUCGAGCUCGGCCGGACGGACCUGACCGGUGAGGAGGAUUCGAACGGACAGUACGGGAUUGAUGGGGGGCGUUAUCUUCCCAAGCGUGUGCCGACCGGAUUUACGGGCAUGCGAGGACGUCGUGUCCCUUCAGGGUUCAAUGGAAUGCGGGGCAAGAAGUCACUCUCACUAUUCAACUGGAACAAUCAGGCAUCACGGGGCGGUUCCAACUCUUACCGGGACGGUAAACGGGCGCCUUCAGGAUUUAUGGGAAUGCGUGGCAAGAAGAGCUUUGACACAUCGCUGGACGAACGAUGGAGUUUGGACGACUUGAACACCGGCAGUAUGGCAAAAGAGUUUCCAAACUUUCUCGUGUUGGAUCCUGCCCUGGGACCCUCGAUGCAUCUGAAUGCGGCACCUCCAAAACGGGUCCCCAAUGGGUUCAUGGGACUGCGUGGGAAAUAAGUAAUGAUCAUUACUGACAAGGAUCGUGGCCCCAGAAAGAUAGUUAUUCAAGAUCUCAGCGAAUGUCCUUCUCCAACCAUUUUUGCAUGCAUGGAAUGUAAAUGUAUCGUUAACCCCUUCUCUAAUCUACCGUUAAGCAGCUGCUGCUGAACAUAUCAUCAUGAUCAUCAUUAUCAGUGCGGGAGGUAAACGUUUAUGGUGAGGUGCGUAUGUACAGUAACUCGAGUGUGGACGUGUGAGAUUGUUGAACAGAAAUCUUAAACAAUAACAACAAAUAAAACACUUGCUCACAGAGAAUAAUAUCAGAUGAAAAUGAAUAAAAACUGGCUUCUGGAAGUAUUAUUGCAUCGUUAA